Myiozetetes cayanensis is the source of this 6200-nucleotide messenger RNA. RefSeq names its product transmembrane protein 240 (gene TMEM240). Lineage: Eukaryota; Metazoa; Chordata; Aves; Passeriformes; Tyrannidae. The transcript is spliced from 4 exons. The record is from RefSeq and is a predicted model, not a curated record. The coding region runs from base 437 to 886 and encodes 149 amino acids.
GGGGGAGCACAUUUUUUUUUAUUUAUUUUUUUUUAAUUUUUUUUUUUUUUACCUGUCACGUUCGUCCUAGAAAAAUAAAAAAAUAAUUAAAAAAAAAAAAAAAAAAAAAAGGGGAGGCAGGGGCGCGGGAACCCGAGGCAUCCCCGGCACGGGGGAGUGCGUGUGUGUGCGCGGGGGGCGCCCCGCCGCCCCGCCGCCCCCCGCCGCACCGCAGCGUGCGGGCAGCGAGCGCGAUGCGCCCCGCGCUCGGCUCUGCGGAAUAGCGCGGCCGCCGCUCGCCCUCCGCGGGCUUGGGGCGCACGGACCCGACCGCUGGCCAUCCCCUAUUGAUGUCCAUGAAUGCAAACACCAUGAUUUUCAUGAUCCUGGGCGCCUCUAUCGUUAUGAGUUGACCAGAUGCCUUGGUUGUGGGCUCUUACAGGCAAUAGCUUGCUUGAUGGACAUGAAUGCGUUGCUGGACAGAUUUCACAAUUACAUCUUACCGCAUCUGAGAGGGGAAGACCGAGUUUGUCACUGCAACUGUGGAAGGCACCACGUCCACUACGUCAUCCCGUACGACGGGGACCAGUCGGUGGUGGACUCCUCGGAGAAUUACUUUGUGACUGACAAUGUAACCAAGCAGGAGAUUGACCUGAUGCUGGGACUUUUGCUGGGCUUUUGUAUAAGCUGGUUUCUGGUGUGGAUGGACGGGGUUCUCCACUACGCGGUGCGAGCCUGGAGAACCAGCCGACGGUAUGACAACUCCUGGUCUUGGAUCCCCAAAUUUUGUAACUUGAAGGAGUUCAGGAAACGUCACCACAGGCAGUACGAGGAGGCCACCGGGAACAUGGUGCACAUCAAACAGAAGCUGUACCAUAACGGGCACCCCAGCCCACGGCACCUCUGAGGGAAACCUGCCCCUCCUGGGGACUGCAGUGAGCUUUUAAAAACAGGACUUCUGCUCUUCUUCCAGCUUCUGGUUUGCUCCUCCAUGGAAGCCCAGCCGAGGACACGAUUUUACUGAUCCAUCCCGUGUGUCCCCCCCCCCCUCCAAAAGGGACACACCACGAUGCACAACUAAGCCAGUCCUGGAUGCUACGCAGCCAAGACAUUGCACUGUGGUCCACAUUUUAUUGUCAGACUUGUGUAUAUAUGUAAAAAAAAAAAAAAAAAAAAAAGCAGACAAACUAAAACAAACAAACAAAAAAAAAAAAAAGAGAGAGAGAAAAGAGAUUUGCAUUAUACUUUCAAGCCCCCUGAAUUUUCCCGGCGUUCCCGGCUGUCCUGCACAUCCAGCUGCCCCCAGGGGAAUGUUGGUCGAGGGGAUGGAGGUGGGACAGCACGAAGAUGAUGCAGAGUGUCUCAUCCAAGAGCUCAAGUCCCCCGUUUCUUUGGUCCUUUGGCUUGGUUUUGCUCUGCCCUGUCCUUUCUGUUGCUAAAAUGGCGUGGCUGGUCACAGGUUUGGAUGGGAGCUGCUGCCAGCGGGCUGGGAAGGCACAGCGCCCCUUUUUGCUUCGGUUCAUGUUUUGGGGAGUUGUUGUGGGGGAAGGAAACGCUGGGAAUGUGUAAGUGGUUUGUUGUUUGAGUUGCUGUACACUGAAACCUGCCUUAAGCAAUCCGGGGAAUCUCAGUGCCAGCCCCAGUGGGGCAGGGCUGGGCAUGCCUGGGUCACCCCUCUGGUGGGACCUCGGUGGUGUCAGCGCUGCUGCUCCUCACCAGAGCUGGAGAGGAGGGAGGGAGGGAGGAGUGGGAUGGUGUUGGAUCUGACUUUGCACCCUGAUCAUACCCCUCUGCUCAUAAACACCCCCCACCCCUCACCUGGGAGGGAAGGAGCUGCUCCCCCCUCUUUCAGAGAGAGAGCCCGAGGCCCUGGUUAAACCACCCCAAAAACACUGGCAGUGCAGCGAGAGGGUCCUGUGAACAGCCUCACUGCCCCUGCACAUGAACAAACACCUCUCUCCCGUGCUCCUGCCCUGGGCUGGAAUAGCAGCAGGUCUGGCCUUGGCUUGAGGGACACAGAAACGUGGACCUGAAGCCAAACUCCUCUGCAGAGUCCCAAAUGUCCCAAACAUCCCACGUCACAACGUUGAACCAAAGUGUGAGGAUGCCCUAAUUUGCUUUCCCCAGUCACAUUUUAGGUGUGGGGUUUAAGGCCUGAGCAUGACCAAGGGUCUGAAACCAACCUGCACACCCAGAGACCUCCUCCAGUUGCAGGCAGAGGUGGCUGAAGGAGCUGAUAAAGGCCCUGUGUGGGGGUGUCUGGUCCUUGCAGAGGGUUGUGUUCUGCUGGGGGAGAGCAGCAGAGGUGCCCAGAACACACCCAUGCCUCUUGCAGGUGCUGGGCAGCAGCACUUCUGCUGCCCGUGGUGGGCAGAGAGAGGAACAAAGGAGGGAGAUGCCCCAAGAAGCUGAGAUGGUAGCCCUGAAAUCACUUCUCCUUCAUUCGCCACUUUGUAUCGAGUGGGUUUGUGCUCAGGUGGGGAAAACACCCCAAAGAAGGUGAAUAUUGGCAGAAAGUGCUGGUUUCUUCCAUGGGUUCCUUGACACUGGCAGUGGCCUCCCAUUGUCUGAUGGCAAUCCCUGUGGAGGGAGAAGGACACCAUCACUCCAGCUCUUCCCUCCCUGCUUCAGCUUCUGUGUCUCGGAGUUUGUUUUCUUUAAUUUGCUAUGCCCAGGGUCAGUUCAAUCACAAGCCCCAAGAGCCAAACACUCCCAUUUUUCUGCCAUUCCUACCUUUGUUAUUCCCUAGGACCUCUUGUCUUGGAGCCCCCAGUUUGUGUCUGGGCCUAAAUAACUGCCUGGUCCAUAAUUGUGUCUGUUUGACUGGCUGGAAUGUCUGCAGCCACCUGUUGGGAUCUGAGGAAUGACUUUUCCUGGAGCAGCUCCUUUCCCAGACACACAGCUUUGCACCCUCCCUGAGCAGGCAGGGGAGAGCAGGUCCUGUGUUAUCAAAGUGUCUUCAGGUGGGACAAACAUUUUGCAGAGGAGAAAAUUCCAUCGUGGCAAGGACAAAUAUUGAGUCUCUGGAACUGGUUAUGGGAGGGGGGGGGAAGGAAAAAGCACUUUAAAUAAUCUUUCCACUUGGAGCCUCUCAUGAGAGAGACUUAAGGCAGUGACUUAAAGUCAGACUGAAUAUAAAGCCUGGUUCUGCCCUGCUCUAGCAGCUGCCCUUGGUUGAAAUAUUAUUAAAUAUGGGACAACUGGAAAGAGUGAAGUGAUGGCUCUCACUCAUUAAGUCUGAUCUGUCUGACCCACAGUGAAAUUUCAGAAGAGCAGGAGGCUCUGGAAGAAAAAGAAAAAAAAAAUCCCACACAAUACAUAAUCCCAUUAUUUAAGAACAGAUUUUUUUCUUUUUUUUUCUUUUUUUUUUUUUAUAAUUUGGGUCUGUAGCUCUCACCUUGUGAGCCUCUCUCUUGUUCACACAGCCAAAAAAAAUAAAUCAAAGACGGUCUCAGUGCAAUUAAAUUUACUGGGAGUCAGUCAUUUAUGGUCUUAAAUGCACAGAAAUCAGCCAUGUCCCCUCUGUGGGGAACGAGGUGACAAAGCCCCCAAGAGAAGCAGAAGGUGGAGGAGGUUUUUGGGUACCCAUCACUGCACUGCAGCCCCUGCUCUCCCUGCCUGCCACCCUCUCAGCUGAUCCUGCUCCAGGGGGAGUCUUCCCAGUCCUGUCUGAUGUGUCCUCUCUCGUCCCCCUGUCCCAGUGAGGUUGCUGCUCUUGCUGUCCGUGGUCUGCUGUUCCUCUGUGCACGUGUUUGUUUUGCUUCUCUCUCUGGUGUGGGGGUGUUUCCUCCUUGUUCAAUUGUCCCAGAUGUGCUAGUGUUGACUUGUUUGUUGUUCUCUUGCCUCUGAUCCAGUCUUCACACACACACACACAAAAUAACAAACCAAAAAAACCAACCACAGAUGGAAAAAACAACAACACCCAAACCCAGCAACAACCCCAGGCAAAAAGGGUUCGGUUGGGGGUGACUCUGGCAUCAGGGAGCUGACAAAACAAGGGCAGGCAGAGAGGAAAGGGGGUGCAAAGCUCUGAGCUGGCAGCUGUGGCCGUGCUGGCAGCUCUGUGGGACACGGGAACAGGAUCUGUGGGACACAGGAAUGGGAUCUGUGGGACACAGGAGUGGGAUCUGUGGGACACAGGAGUGGGAUCUGUGGGACACAGGAACGGGAUCUGUGGGACACAGGAAUGGGAUCUGUGGGACACAGGAAUGGGAUCUGUGGGAUACAGGAACGGGAUCUGCAGGGCAGGGGAGUGGGAAGUGCCGGCCCCGUCUCAGCACUCGCCCGCCAGAUGCUUUGAGAGAGGCUCUGGUGGUGCUGGUGGAGGGUGAGGGGGGGUGUGUGGGAUAUUUUUAGAGCAGAGACAGAGCUUAAAAGUGGAUGUGUCGAUCCUCCAGAGCUGGGAUUGGCACUGGGAAUGUUCUCCCGUGUUUUUGGUGUGAGGAGCCCAGGCCUGGCUGCCUGCACAUCCCAUGGGUGUGUGCUGGUUGCUGCAGAGGGGAGGAGUGGAAAGCCAGGUGGAGAAAAGCAGGGGACUGAGAAAUCCAUUGCAUCAACCAGUAGCUCCUUUUUAAAAUCAGAUCCUGUCCUCAGUACCAGCACUGCUGAAUAAACCCCUUUUGCCCAUAGAAACAUCAAGAAGGACCUUUCCUCUCCGAGGAACAGUUUGGGAAGGUGUCUCAUGUGAUUCCAUCCAUCCAUCCAUCCAUCCAUCCAUCCAUCCACUGUACCCUCUUACUGCUCAGCCAGCCCUUGAGCCAGCCAGGGACACAUCCACUGGCCCAUCCUGGCUGAAAGACCUGGCAGCACUUUAUCCAUAAUCAGUCCAAGGCCAGGAGGGAGCCUGGAAGGGCACUGGCAGCAGGGUGGGGUGGGUUUAGUUACUCUCACAGCUGUUCUACCUCAUUUUCUGGUUGUGCUCAGCUGGGAGAAGGGAAUCCCUGAUCAAAAGGGAUGUUAAACACAGCCAACUAAGGUGAUUAAGGGACUGGAGCAUCCCUUCUGUGAGGGAAGGCUGGGAAAGCUGCUCUGGGUGGCUGUGCUUGAGCAGCAGAAUUGGACUAAGUGAAUUCCAGAGAUCCUUUCCAGAUCAAACCGUUCUGUGGGGGGAAAGUACUAGAGCAUGCGGUACAAGCAGACACUGGGAUCAGUGGUUUUCCAGCCUGGAUAUUUUGGUGGGAUAGAUCUGGGAUGGAGGGCAGGGGACAGGCAGGGCAGGGACACAGGACUGCAGGUUCCACCCCAGGAUGGAGUGCAGAUGAGGUGUCCUCUCAGUCCAGCCCACUGGGGUGCUCAGGAGAACCUGAAGCAGCAAGUGAGCUUAGUGAAAAAAAAAAUAAAUUAAAAAAGCCAAGUCUACAAUCUUUCUGCAGGGGCAGAGAAGGAAGCAGAGGAGUGGGGAAGCGUGGCAGGUUAAGGAGGAGCUGGGCUGCCCAUCUGCUGGGUCCUGCUGGGCCCCCAGGGUCCCACUCCGGGUCCAUGUGUGUGCACUCCCAGCCGUGUCCUCACGUGUUCACUGCAUGAGCCUCCUCCUCCUGCAGUGCCUCCCUCCCAUCUGCACUCACUGCUUGUCCAAAGGGGUUGCCACUCCGAGUCCCCUCUGGGAGCUGAGGGGUCCCAGGAGGGGCGAGCCCAGGGGGGCUCAGGCUGACCAAGGCAGGGAAAGCCCUUGCAGGACAGAGCACUCAGCUGGGGUGGAUUUUGUCACUGAGAACGACGAGAACAAAGCUUGCAGUGCUGUUUUCCCCUGAUUGUUACUCCUUCUUUUCUGUUUUUUUUUUCUGCACCCAAACCAGUUUUGCAUGCACCAGGCAGGGAGAGGCACAGCACACGUCGAGACUGAGAGAGAGAGGUCACGCUCUGCCCCGAGUCUGAUCACAGAAUAAUCUCUACUGUGGUUGAAAAGCAAUAAUGGCUAAUUUUGUUUUUUUAUUAUUAUUAUUCAAUAUACUUGCACGGGCAGAUGUCACCCAGGGUUUGUGCUCUCCAGUGGCUGUGCUGGAGGGGUGACAACCUGUGCUGAGGGAGCAGCUGAAGGCGCAGAGAGAGCUUGGGGUGAGGGGGGAGGCAAUAGAAAAAGCACACUGUGAUUUUAUUUGGGUCAAUGAGUGGAGUGUAUUUCAGCCAUUCCUUCCCUUUCAAUAAGAUGUUUGUACAUAACCAGUUCAGCUCCUGGAACUAAGCCCGUCCUUUGCUGUUUGUCAGUAAAAUAGUUUUUUGCA